Molecule: messenger RNA, 4053 nt
Organism: Lolium perenne
Lineage: Eukaryota; Viridiplantae; Streptophyta; Magnoliopsida; Poales; Poaceae
Source: RefSeq, a predicted model, not a curated record
ACCCUUGAAAAUCCUUCUACCAAAAUCAUUCCGAUCUGCACCAUCUAAUCCCUGUUUUGGAUGACCCCCUGAUUCCUAAACCAUCCCCUUGUCCUCUUUUGUUUAGUACAAAUGGGAGGAGGCCGACCCUGCAUGCAUGGCACUCUUGUGCUAUGUCGCUCCCUCUCUAUCUUCUAUUAUAUUUCCUCCCCACCACUACCUUGACCACUCACAACAGCACUCUCUCUCCCUAGUCUACAUGCUUCAAUAUCGUCCUUGGUUGUUUGCUCUUGGCCGGAGAUAAGGGGAGAGAAAGACCACGCCAUGCACGGGGUAAGAACUGGCGAACCUCUUGCUGCCUCGCCCUCCCUCUCCCUCCCUCUCUUCCUUCCUGCCAAGCCAAUGAGAGCCAUGCACACUUCUGUCCCCCACGCAACGCAGACCAGCUAGCCCUUGUGAUCACUUUAGCCUUGCUCUUUUGUUUGACAUAGGAGAAGGAAGCCGAGCCAUGCAUUGGCAUCCAAUGACCCGUAGAAUCGUUGCACCUCCCGUCCCUCUCUCUCUCCAUCCAACCCAUGCCAGCACCCUCCCUGUCACACGCACGAUCUGUGCCGCGCCACUCCUUGCCCGGAAGCCUCCUAGCCCAGGCCUGCAAGCUCUCUCUCGCAGCCGUGAACUGCCGCCACCCGAACGCACCCUCUUGGCGUCGAGCACUCCAUGGCAGAAACAACCUCGCCAUCCAUCCCCCACCCUCUCUCCUGGUAAAAGGCUGUGCGCCACGAUGGAGGAGUGCUCUACUACCACCCUAGACUUGCUAGCUAACCCCGACUAGCCCUGCCUCGCUCGUGAGCGUCCGCGUCGUCUGCAGUACUUUUGUCGAGCAGCAGCAGUGCGACAUGACGCGUCGUCGACCUCCCUCCAAGCAGACCGAGCCUUCCCCGACCUGUCCUCUCGCCUCAGGGCUCCCCUCGUCCCUCUUAACUCUCUGGGCAGCCCCAGCUCCCCUUCUUGUCCCCUUCCUGCUCACCUGCUGGGUUUGCUCGCCGCCCUUGAUCGCCAACUCACGGACGCCACGUCAAGGCCGAGCCCGGGGCUCGUCCUGGCCUAAAAGCCUCCGGCCUCCCCACCCCUUUGCACACCCCCACUCACUCCCUCUCAUCCUCCCCCAUACCCAGGCAGAACCCCUGCACUCCCGUCCCCGUUCCUCAUCGCCUCCAUACCGGGAGCACCGGAUGACGGAGCAACGAAACAACCGAGAUGGAGCUCGUCUCCGAUUUCUCCUCUCCAUCUCCCUGCCUCUCUUGCUUCCUCGAUCUUGUGCUCAUCCGAAAUUGUCCCCGUUCGUGUCCAGGAACGUUCGUGGAGGCCGGCGUCGUCGAGUUCAUCCGCCGCACCGUCAACCAGGUCGCUGUCCACGUCGACGUCCAGGACUCGUCGGCAUACGCGCGUCGAGCCUCUGCGCGCGGCCCUGACCUCUGCGACCUCCCUGUACCGCCGCAGUCGCCGCGACCUCCGCCGAUAGUCGCCCGCGUCGUCGACCUGGCGCGCGUCGGCGCGUCCCUCUCCACUGAGGUGACCUUCGCCGCGCCGCCCCUGUGCCUUCACCGUCGACCCGCGAAUGCGAGUAUUAUCGGAGAAGAAGGAGAGGAUCUUGGUGAUGAUUUCGAAGAGGAAAGAAGAGCAGAGGAUCGUGAAGAAGUCCAUGGACAAAUAGCCAACCAAGGCAAACCACCUCUUGAUGCAUGUCUCAUCCUAAUUAUCUUACUCUUGCAUUAUCACAGGUUUUGUUAAAUUGCAUGUCUUUUAUUUAUUUAUGUGAGUGGUUCCGCCACUCGAAGUUUUAUUAUUCCACCCUUCUGGGUACAGCCCUCGUGUUACCUACUGAUCACACACUUACUAGUGAGGUGGUGCUUAGCACCUAAUCAUCCUUGUCGCCGCUUUUCAAAGAAAAGUCAGACUAUAGGUCGGGAGCCCUCUUUAAAAAGGUUUGUGAAAAUGUUUUCAAGAAAGAAGUGUUUCGAAAACCUUGGAAUGGGGUAGCCCUGCCCAAGUGUGGGUUUUUGAAAAGGAAAAGGUUUUUGUGAAGAAAAGUUGCUGGAGGCAAGUGGAGACAAUUGUUUUCGAAAAACUUUGGUGACUGAGUACCUAACCGGACCUAGCCAGUACAACCACAUUACCCUUACGUGGGACGGGGCGUAGCGUAGUAGUUUGUCUCGCCUUAGUUUGAGUCCUGCAAGUGUAGUGGCAGUCCGACCAUGGACGCUUCGACCGGGGUUCUUCCCAUGAGAAGGGACGCAACCUAUUUGCCUGUUUAGGUACGCGGGGUACAACUUAUGAGCUCCCAUUGAAAUAUGCCUAAGUGGUUGGAUGGAAUUCCGGAGGGUCGAGUGUGCUGGGGACCUUGCUACUCCUGGAUAGCCCUCGGACUCUGGUGUUGGGAGGUACAACUCAUUCGGCAUGUCUUAGGCUAAGGCGAGCAGGCGAAAAACUACGAUCGGGUACUUGUCGUGGCAUAUGUUAUUAUGCAGGGAUGAUGCCCACACGAUGAGUAUUCGGAUCUUGUGGGGAAAGUGUACAACCUCUGCAGAGUGUAAAACUAUUCGAAUAGCCGUGUCCACGGUUAUGGACAUGGAAAAGGCUGUUGCUCGGCAUUGAAGGAGUUUUGUUUUACAAAAGGGUUUUCUCAGAUAUAGUUUUGGGAAAGUGAUGCCAGUGGGACUGGUGGAAAAUGUACCUGGGAGGUACGGUGGAAAGCUGGAAUGUUUGUGUGGCCAUAUGAGAUGGCCGGAAAUAAAAUUGGGUCACCCUUACCUAUUAGUCUGCAAACAAAAUGGUUUACAAAAAGGUUUUUUUUAUUUUAAAAAAAGAUAUAGAGAUGUCAUACUCUCGAGAGGAACCACCUCUCGCUCCUUGUCGCCCUAGUUCAGUGCCUGAUCCUUGCUACUGCCAAAUAUGCAUAUCAUUUACUUCUCUGUAAGGUGGUUUGCGAGUACAAUUCAUAAUGUACUCAUGGCUUUGUCCCUGGCUAUUUACUUGGCCAAACUUGGUGAAAUCCGACAGAUGAAGAAGGAGUCUACGGCGUCUAUGCGAGCUAGGAACGUCUUCCCAGUCAGUUGCCUGUAGGGUUAUGGCAUGACUUGGGCCAUGUGAACGCUUUCGUGUGAAGUAUUUCCGCUGUGUGAUUGUUGAUCUCCUGCCAUUGCGGCUCUUAUGUAAGUAUUGGUCAUGUGACCUCUUGUAAUCUUUUUAUUCGGUAUUGUAAUGGAUGAUGUAUUUGAUACCAGUUCAAUUAUGCUUUCACGACACACUGAUCAUGGGAUCGUGAAUGUGUAUGCAUAAUGGGUGUUUCAGACAGCUAGUCCGGGGCCCCACAGUGCCCACGUCAGUGGGGCCACCAUGGCCACCGCCCCAUGCACCCCACCCCCUAGGGUUAGGGUUUGGGGCGGCCGACUGAUGCAUGUAAAAUGCAUACAUGAACUUUGUCCUUUAUCAUAUUGAAUUACCAUAUAUUUGCAAAAUAUAUGAUGAUAAUACCUUUUACAUUGAUAUAUGGGGAUUUACCAAUGAUCCUCUUUAUUUGGUUUAUAACCCUGUAGAACAGGAAAAUCCUGUUUCGCGUAUUUUUCACUUUCAGGGACCUAUAAGGAGUCAAAUUGACCUGAGAUUUAUAGAGCAUCAUUUUUUCACCGGGAGGAACAUAAUGGAAUUUUGGAGCACACCUGGAGAGGCCCGAGGAGCGAACGAGGCCAGGUGGCGCGACCCAACUUCCUGGCCGCGCCACCCACCUCUGUUCGCAACGCGAUUGCCCUGAUUCUUUCGCCCACCUUCUCCAACGUCUUCAUCAUCAUCACCAUGAUCAAGAGGUAGUAGUCCACCUCUGGGCUACGAGUUUGUGACAGUAGCUUGAUCUAUUCCUCUCAUGUUCUUCAAAGUACUUAGUGCCAUAUGAGUUGCCUACCAUGAAUAUGGCUAUAUUUGUAAUACCUAUGUGGUGGCUCCUUGUUCUACGAUAUUGUUAUACGAGAUAUGAUCUUAUUAUAUUUGUGAGAUGUAUUGAUAGAUGCAUAUUAUGUA